This is a messenger RNA of Phalaenopsis equestris, 1927 nucleotides long. Its product is annotated as beta-glucuronosyltransferase GlcAT14B. The record is from RefSeq and is a predicted model, not a curated record. NCBI's taxonomy places the organism in Eukaryota, Viridiplantae, Streptophyta, Magnoliopsida, Asparagales, Orchidaceae. Gene Ontology annotation, molecular function: glucuronosyltransferase activity. Gene Ontology annotation, cellular component: membrane. The transcript is spliced from 4 exons. The coding region runs from base 363 to 1688 and encodes 441 amino acids.
ACGCUCACGCCCUCUCACAUUAGAUCUAAAUUCCGUCUUUAAAUCUCUUAAAUGAUCCGCUUGAAUUUAAUCCCCACACCCCAGAAAAACUCCACACUUCCCCCACGCCCGAAAAACCUUCCUUUUCCCAUUAAUGUCACAGUAAACAGACACAUUCCCAGAUCGAGGGCCGAAGAUGAAAGCUUUAUUCUUCCACCUCCGCUCUCUUGUUUCAGAUGGCAAACGGAUUCUCCUUUCCAAUUUCCUCUUUAUUAAUCCCCUUCAGUUAAUCCCCUCCUCCUGGUAACUCUAUUUCAUUCAUUCCACAGAAAGAGCUGCGUUUCAGAGGUUGAAAGGAACGAAGAAGAAGAAGAAGCCGAAAGAUGAAAAUUUUAAGCUUCAUCCUGCUCCGCCCACCAGCUUUAGACCGCAGAUGGAUUCUGCCUAUCGCCAUCGGUUCCUCCUUCUCCCUCCUCCUCCUCUUCUUCAGCACCCUUUCUUCCCCUGGAACCCCCUCCGCUCUCCUCCCCUUCUCCUUCCUCUUCUCCCUCCUCUCCUCCUCCCGUGUUUCUUCUGCCUUCUAUUCCCCCACCUUCGUCGAAUCAAAGCUUCAAUCUUUCUCCUCCCCUUCCUCUUCUUCUUCGUCUCUCCCGCUUCCUCCGCGCCUCGCCUACCUCAUCUCCGGCUCCGCCGGAGAUGGCUCCAUGCUCAAGCGUACGCUUCAAGCUCUUUACCAUCCUUCAAACCGCUACAUCGUUCACCUGGAAGCCGCCGCAUUGCCGGAGGAGAGGCUUGAUCUCCGAGACUUCGUCGCCAACCAUCCGGUCUUCAAGGAGGUGGGAAAUGUUAAAAUGAUCACAAAGGCCAAUCUUGUGACCUACCGUGGGCCUACGAUGGUCGCCAACACUCUCCACGCAGCUGCCGUGCUGCUUAGGGAAGGUGGGGAGUGGGAUUGGUUUAUUAAUCUGAGUGCGGCGGAUUAUCCUCUGGUAACACAGGAUGAUCUGUUGCAUACUUUCUCCUAUAUGCCGCGGGAUCUGAACUUUAUUGAUCAUACGAGUAAUAUCGGAUGGAAGGAGUUUCAAAGGGCGAGACCAAUAAUUAUUGAUCCAGGACUAUACAUGUCAGAGAAGCAGGAUGUUUUCUGGAUACCACAGAGAAGAAGUGUGCCAACUGCCUUCAAGCUUUUUACAGGAUCUGCAUGGAUGGUGCUCUCUCGCUCCUUCAUCGACUACUGCAUAUGGGGGUGGGACAAUCUCCCUCGAACCGUCCUCAUGUACUACGCCAACUUCCUCUCCUCGCCUGAAGGCUACUUCCACACUGUGCUCUGCAACGCUAAAGAGUUCGCCAAUACCACCGUCAACCAUGACCUUCAUUUCAUCUCAUGGGACAACCCCCCCAGGCAGCACCCGCAUUACCUCAACUCGAGAGACAUGGAGGCCAUGAUCGCCAGCAACGCGCCAUUUGCGAGGAAGUUUCGAAGAAACGAUCCGGUGCUCGACAGGAUCGAUGCAGAGCUGUUGUUCAGGCGGCCCGGAAGGGUCGUUCCGGGGGGUUGGUGUGCGGGGAGGAGAGAUAAUGGCAGCGAUCCAUGUCUGGUUGUCGGAAAUGGUUCGGUUCUUCGUCCCGGCGCGGGAGCGCUAAGGUUGCAGAAGCUUAUGGAGAGGAAUCUAUCGAAGGAGAACUUCAGGCCAAGGCAGUGCAAGUGAUUCAGGAGGAGGUUCUGUAACCCUAGUUUUAGUGUUUGUUGUUCUGCAUCGUUUUUGAGCGUUGGAUGAUCGCCAUGAAAUGGGGAGCAAUGCAUCUGUUUUUUUCUUUUUUAGGGUUUAUCAUUCCCGGUGCAGACAGUUUGUUCGGUUAAUGUAUGUGUAGUUAUAUUUGAAAUAUUACAGUAUUACUUGAUUAGUUUAAGGGACAGUAUUUGAAAUAUAUAUAUAAGAGAAAUUUA